ACCUUGUUAUAGGGUGUUAGAUCCCAACAAUGGGUGGAAACGACAGAAUAAACAUGGCUCUUGAUGACAUAAUCAAAGUUGACAAGAGUCUCAAGAGAGGACGAGGACGAGGAACCGGAAGGGGUCGAGGUGCCAGCCGUGGCAGAGGAAAGCCUAACUCUGGUCUGAAAGAUAACACUGCUGAUGGAUCAAACAGCUAUGUCAAGAAUAACAGUUAUACCAGGGGAAGAGGUAUCAGGUCACGUGGAGGUCGUGGUGGUAGAGGUAGAGGAGUCAACAGAUCCACUUCCAAUUACAGCAACACUUCUCCAGUGAAGAGGCUAAACAACAAUCGUGGUGGGAACAAUUUCAAACGUAACAACAACAACAACAACAACAACGACACAAACAUAAAUAAUCAACAGAGAAAUUAUAAUAACAGCACCAGAGGCAAAAGCUUCAGAAGUAGAGGCAAAUCAUUUAGAGGUGGUCGCCAACAGAGCCAAGUUAGAAACAACAAUAAUAACAAUAAUGGUAACAACAAUAAUAGCAACAAUGGGGGGAACCAACGUGGUACUACCACAAUGCUCCAGGAUCAAAACACUCAAGUUAGGCAACUACAGCUCCUAGCCCAGAACCAGCAGCUCCUUCAGAAACAACUCGUACAACUACAGAACAUUCAGAGUCGACAGAACGAACUUCUGUUGAGCUCUAACUCUAGGGACCGCUACAGUGGGGGUCUAAGUACACUGUCAGAUUUGGAUUUGGACCGUGAUGUUAUGAUGUUCUAGAUGGGUAUAACAACAUUUAACUCUUCGAUUUCUGGAAUUUGGAUGCUUCAACUUAGCUUUAGGUUGUAACACCUAAUAUAAAGUAGACUCAUGUUUUGGUAAUUGAUCUUGAAUUGGUAAUUGAUUGGUAAUUGAUGUUAUAUCUUGAAUGGAUGUGGGUAUUGUUGGGAUCUUGGACAGCUGGCGCGAGUUUGAUUUGCCAUGUGAGUUGUGAAACUUACAGCGUUAACGGAUGAGCCCUUCUAAUUUCUGUCACGUGUCAAUACAAUCAAGCCACAAUCCUUCUAAUUCGCACUUCCAUUUUAAUAUCUAUAAUAUAUUAAAGUAUCUGAUAUGGUGAGAAUUUGCAUAUUAUUAGGAUUAGUUAAUUGUUAAUUAACCACGCUUUUUGGUUUGCCUAGGUAUUGAAGGUAAGAAAAUCGAAAAUAUCUCUCAUGAAAAUCAAGUAGCUCUGGUUUUUAUUGGCACUUUGAAACAUCAAAAUGUUUUUAAACCGCAUUAGAUAAUUUAACUUUCCUUCUAUUUAUAAUUGUCCCAACUGUGCAUAAAAUACGAUAUGAAAUACACAGACAUGUUUCACAGAAUUUACAGUUUAUUCUUCGAUCUGAUUAAAUGGUUUUUUCGUUUUCCAGCGUUUUUAACUUAUCUGUAUGAUAGCAUUCACUAUUCAAUGGUUGAUCAGAAGAAAUAUUUUCUACUUCUAGAAGUUUUUAAUAAUAUAUAACGCCUUGUCUAAGUUAUUAUAUAUAUCAAGGUUUAAUUCUAAGUUCAAGUUUUAUUAAAGUUUUAGUUGAUAACCUUCUAGUUGAUAACGGUUUAAUUCAGUCGAAACUUUAAACACUGUUGAUGCCUUUUCUCUACAGUUUUUAAUCGUAUUUGAAAUCCUAUUAUAUGAUAUGCUUGUAUGUAUUUAGUUUAUAAUGAGGCGGUCUUUACGCCAUUUUUGAAGAUUACUGCUAUUAAGUAUUAAAAAGGCCCAAGAUUGCGCUAAAUUAAAUUGAACGGUGUUCUCUCUACAAUCUUACAAUCCGUGCCCAGCUCUCUGUGAUUAUGAUCAAAUUAUUUAUAAUUUUACAUUGCACAAUUCCAUAAAUCUUGUGUACGUUUUGCCUGGCCCGUUAUUCAUAGCGUUUACAUUAGACAGAUUCACCGAAUUUUCACAUUGGCCCAGAAUCCGUGCCUGGCUCAGUCACUGGAUUCACCAAUAAUAAUAUAAUUAUUGUAAUUAUUAUUAACUAAGGGUUAAGGUGCGAAUAGUAAGUCAAAAUGCAUAUUUCAUGAAUUGCAGUUCAAGUAUUCUUGAUAUUGUGUAUUGAAUAACAUUUUGCUGUUAUUUUUAAAUAAAGUUUGCUUCUCCCCAAUUUAUUCGAU
Molecule: messenger RNA, 2141 nt
Organism: Bolinopsis microptera
Lineage: Eukaryota; Metazoa; Ctenophora; Tentaculata; Lobata; Bolinopsidae
Exons: 8
Coding region: 30-770 (246 amino acids)
Source: RefSeq, a predicted model, not a curated record